Aureobasidium namibiae CBS 147.97 is the source of this 3588-nucleotide messenger RNA. RefSeq lists its product as uncharacterized. The record is from RefSeq and is a predicted model, not a curated record. Gene Ontology annotation, biological process: regulatory ncRNA-mediated heterochromatin formation. NCBI's taxonomy places the organism in Eukaryota, Fungi, Ascomycota, Dothideomycetes, Dothideales, Saccotheciaceae. Gene Ontology annotation, molecular function: helicase activity. The coding region runs from base 1 to 3588 and encodes 1195 amino acids. Gene Ontology annotation, cellular component: nuclear RNA-directed RNA polymerase complex. The transcript is spliced from 4 exons.
AUGUUUCGACCUCGACAUGCUCCAACCACGACCUUGACCCGACUUUUCGUGCGUCUCUUUUCGGAUCGUGGUAAUCGCAAAUCUGCUACCAGGCCAACACUAUUUCACAGAGCUUUGCAGGGGAAAUUCGCAGUAUCUUCUGUCCAAGAUGCACAAGUGUUUUUGUCAACAACCUUGAACCAAAAGGACAAUCCAAUUGCUGUCGUCGAGGAGAUCCUGGCUAGUCGGAAUGGUCUCAGCUGUCUCAACCGUGCAUUCAACAUCGAUGCUGCUCCGGAGUACAUUGAUGAAGUUCUACAACCUGUGAUUACUUGGCUCCAAUACCCAGCUCUCCAGUCUGCAAGUAGUGGUUUCUAUCUAAGAAGUACUUUGCAGUCUAUAGUCGACCCACCAGGAUCCAAGUUCUGGAAAAACUACCAUUCUCAUGUCAAGUAUGAACUCGUUGACCAGAAAUCCACGCAAUGCUUUGCGUGGUUCCUUCUGCAGUUACUCACCAACACACGCAAUGUCAGGCCUCUUGAUCUGAUGAUUGCCAAAGAUCCUCUGGUGCAGAGUAUCCUGGCAGACUCAACCUACGGCAAUACUCGCGAUCUCGGCGGGAGAAUUCAGCGAGUUUAUGCUCUGCAUCAGGCUGCGAAGGCUCGAACAGACCGACACACCUUUCAGCCACGGCAUGACAACGAUUUCCAAAACUUCCAGGACAUUGGUAUCUUUCCUACUUUGCAGGAAGUGAUGUCAGACGACAAGCCUCGUAUUUGGAAGGCUGCAGAGGUAUUCGAAGAACCUGAUCCUACCAGAAGGCUGUACAUCUACCUGGCGAAUCUGUUUCGACUCUAUAGACAAGACUGGCUGGAGGAGAUUAGAGAAAAAGUACGAAUCGCUCUCGGGAAAGAGACAGAGGUUGCUCACACCAUAAAAACACUCAAAGUAAAGAUGACUGGAGUAUCAUGCCGCGAUGCAUCUAGAAAAAAUGGGCAACAUCCUUGGUCAUUAAAAUUAGAAUGCUUGGAGGCUCUCCCCGAGUUCAAGGAUCUGAAUCCAGAGCAGUGCAAAGCUUUCAUCAAAGAUGACAUCGAGUUCAUGCCAGACGGAGCUCUAGGCCUCGUUAUUGCAGAUGGCGAACCGGUGGCCAUCAUCAAAAUCCUGCGUGACGAAGCAUUACUCGCCAAAUCCGUCAUCUGUAUUAGCUUCCAUCAUCGGGGAACUAUCCCGCAAGCAAUGCUUAGGAUGAUCAAUGCAACAAAUCUGGACCUUGUACCUCUCAACACUGCUGGGUAUGCCUAUGAGCCUGUCCUUGGCAGGCUGCAGGAGACCACUGAGAUCCCUUUUGAGCGCGAACUGCUGUUCUGGGACGAUUCGCAGAUGCUGGAAGAGUCUGAGGCCUACAAGAUCGAAGGAGUUAAGAAGAUUGUAAAACAGCUUGAGGAGACUCCGGAACUCGACUUACAAGAUACCUUGGAAUUGAACAGUUCAGUUGUCCUGGAUCCCUCGCAGGCAGCGUCGUUGGUAGUUGCUUUGAAACAAAAGUUGAGUCUCGUCCAGGGGCCGCCUGGUACUGGAAAAUCGUUCAUUGGAGCUCUUGCAGUCAAGGUCUCGCUUGAUAACACAAACGAAAAGCAUCUUAUCAUCUGUCAUACAAACCAAGCUCUAGACCAGUUCAUUCAAGACAUUCGAAAGGUCGGUGUGAAGGAUUCUGACAUCGUCAGGCUGGGUGGGAUAGAAAGGACAGAUCCUGCUAACCACUCUCUGCUGCUCUCUUCCUUGAAAGUUGACAGCGCCUUACGCUCCAGUCGGGACACAAGGUCAUUCGUCAAGGACAUUGAGCGUCAGGUCUUAGAUGAAGCUCAUCGACUUGAAGAUCUAUAUCGUGAGUUGACCUCGCUGAACGCACUUCGCAAUCAUCUGGAUGGCCUUGCCAUGAGGGGAGAUCCAAGAUACAGCCAGGCUUUCGAUAUUAGCCUUGAACGCAACGGAACCACACGUAUCACAACAAACGGUACAGUAGCCAACAGACACUAUCUGCUCCAACGCUGGAUCGAGGGCGAAGAUCCGGGCGUUUUCCCGGAAAAGAAGAAAUACGAUGUCUGGAACCUCUCUUUACAGCAAAGGAAAGAGCUAUCGACCAGCUGGUGUGCCGAGAUUAGCAAGACUGUACUGUCGGCUUUCCUGAAGACAGCGGAACACCAUGACGACCUCUUGAGCCAGGCUCGCAAUGCAAAUGGGCAAGUCACUGAACAGAUUAUUCGGAGCAAGAGGAUCAUCGCCUGUACGACUUCCGGAGCAGCUAAGUACCCACAAGUGCUAGCCGAAGCUCCAGGUGUCAUUGUCGUUGAAGAAGCCGGACAAGUUCUAGAGAGCCACAUUGUGACUGCACUCAAUCCCACCGCAAAACAGCUUAUCAUGAUCGGCGACCACAAACAACUACGUCCAUUUGUCAACUACGACUUGAGUGUUGAGAAAGGUGAUGGCUACGAUCUCAAUCGCUCUAUGUUUGAACGGCUGGUAUUGAAGGGCUAUCCCCACCAAGUCCUCGCCCAGCAACAUCGCAUGAGACCUGAAAUCUCGAACCUACCCAGACAGCUAACGUAUCCUGAUCUCAUCGAUGCUCCCAAGACACUAAAUCGUCCAGACUUGCGUGGAUUCUCCAACAAUGUUAUUUUUGUCGACCACAACCAACCCGAAGACACGGCUUCUGAAGAUCCUGAGACGACCAACUUGAUUGCAUCUAAACGCAACACCUUCGAAGCCGAGAUGGCGUUCAGCACGGUCAAAUAUUUGCUGCAACAGAACUACCCUGCCAGCAGUAUUGUCGUUCUGACACCAUAUCUCGGACAAGUCAAAAUAACUCAAGAAGUUUUCAGCAGAGAGUUCGAUGCCGUCUUGAGUAACUCGGAUAUCCAGAGGAUGGAGCAGAAUGGAAUAAUCAAAGAUAGCUCGGAAAUCUCCACCAUUGGUAGGUAUCUCGCAACAUGUGUGGUAUCUACAGCUAACUCACACAUCAUAGACAACUAUCAAGGCCAAGAAAGCGAUAUUGUGGUCGCCUCUUUGACCAGAAGCAACCCAGAAGGCGACAUAGGUUUCCUCAACAGCCCUGAACGCCUCAAUGUUCUACUAUCACGCGCGCGCAACGCGUUGAUCAUCAUCGGCAACUCCUCGACCUUCAAGGCUGCGCAUACAGGCCGGGAAACAUGGACGAAACUUUUCGAACUGCUAGAAGCUGGUGGACAUAUGUACCAAGGCGUUCCCGUAAAAUGCGAGAACCACCCACAGAAUACAGCACUGCUACAAACACCAGCGGACUUUGCGGAGAGCUGUCCAAAUGGUGGGUGUUUGGAGCCUUGUGGUGUCAAGUUGAGGUGCGGAGUUCAUGAGUGUGAUUCGCUGUGUCAUCACCUCGGUGAUCAUUCGAUGGUCUUGUGCCAUGCCACCAUCGAGGAGAUGUGUAACAGAGGAAAGCAUGCUCAGAAGUUCAAAUGCCAUCAGAGGUUGGAGGUUAUCUCGAAGCCGUGCGAAGGCUGUCAGGCCGAAGACAAGUCCGAAAGGAAGAAGAAGGAGGCAGAGGAUGGAAGCGGUGGAGUCUCAAAAUAA